CACAUAUGCAUGUUUAACAUCAAAACACGACACACCCAGUGAAGAUAUCGAAAGAAACACGAAUAUGUUUAUUCAAUAAAAUAAGGUGAAUGUCGUUAUGAAACCACCGAACACGAGUAGUUAAGAUCGAUGAGGCGUACGAUAGAUAUAUAUUCAAACAGUCACAAGUCCGACUGACUCGGAGUUUGUCAAGAACAGAGUACUCACUCGAAGUUUUACCAGACAGAGAUUGAUAUGUCAACUGGAUACUGAAGAGGACAGAUGUGUCAAGAGCGACACAGUCCCGAGGAGGAGACGCUCUGUAUCCUCUGUCUGAACCAAGAAUGACUACCUCAUGGAAUAACACUCUGUGUUACCUGGGCUUCUUCACCAGCCUGACACUGGGUGGGUCUGUCCAGGUGAAGGAGGUCUGUAGCAGCGUGCCCCAUGGGUCUGUGAGGCUGGAUUGUGCACAUCCUGGCAGGAUCCACCUGGUCCGCGUCCUGUACAGGAAGGCUUCACGAGGAUGUCUCACACAGGAUGACACGUGUGAAUAUCUGCAGGAGACUGAGAAGCACGGUCUGACAACCAGCUGUGCGGGGGUGUCGGUCUGUCUCCAAGCUAUAUCGAGCUUCUGGUUGACUCACAAGUGUGGAAAUACGACGUCAUAUACCGCGGCAGCAUACUACCACUGCAUCGACGAUUCCAUCGCCGACAUCUGCAGCAGUUCAACAGCCUCAUCCAAUGAAGACAUGACGCUGUACCUUGCAUCCUCCAAUUACCCAUACGAAUCAAGGAACACAUACAACACGUGUCAGUGUGACGUCACAGGGACGUCAAUGAACGUGACUAUACUCGAACUAUUCUUCAGGCAUCGUGACGGCAUAAGGGCCAAUAUAACACUGAGGGGCGACAACUCUAUAUGGCAGUCUUUCUCUCACAGUUACUUUGUGUACAAUACACCGGUGAUGGAGAAUGUGUCACGUCUGGCGCUGACGUUUCAAACAUACGGACAGCAAGGUCAGCAUGUCUGGCUGAAGGUCAGAGGUGUAUCCAGCCUCACAGCCACGUGCAGCGGCGGUACAGGGCCGACAUCACAGAGGCCCACGAGGUCAGACCCGUCCACUCCACCCAUACACAAACAAGACAACACCAUACUGAUAUUGACUGUGGUAUCUGCUGUUGGUGCCGUGGUGCUGAUCCUGGUUGUAGUCGCUGUAGUUGUCUGGUGUAUUGCAAGACGAAGAAGAAAAGCUUACGAAAUUGAAGCCGACGAUACGUAUACUUACUAUGACAACGAGAUAGACCACGUGAUGGAUCCGUCCAUUGAGCCAGGUGAGUGCGAUGUUGGACGCACAGGCAGCGACAUUUGCAGCAACAAUGUUCGCUACUCUGGAAACAGGACUGGCAGAAACACUAAUGUCAACAACAACAUUUCCACCACCAACAUCUACGACCACUUGGACGGAGGACACAUGUACAUACGUGGUAACACGGCAUGUUGACGUACGACCGCCUGGAAGGGGAUGCCUAACGCGGAAUAUUGAGAAGCAGAACAUCUAUCUUUUGUGUACCCAGCGGCAGAGGGAUGUGUUGAAAGACAUGGUUGUGACAUUCGAGACAUCGUUGAAGUGAUUCAGUGUACAAUUCAGUGAUUCAGUGUACAAUUCAGUGAUUCAGUUUAGUGAUAUUCAAACGUAUAUUUCAUGAGGAGAUCUGAAGUGUUAAAUUGAUAUUGAUUUGAAUGCAUGAUACAUUUAACAGGGAAGAAUGGUAACAUGUGCCUAAUUAAGUAACUGAAACCUACCCUUUCUUAUCUCCUACAUAAGGUAACCAUGAAUGGAUUCACUCUCAGUCCAGUAGGUUGUUGUGAGCCAGUGCCAGUUGUUACGGUUUAGAAAUUACUGAGACAAAGGCUAGCGCUUAUGAGUCCCCUUUAAACCGGCAAAAUAGAACACAAACAAGUCUAUAAUGUUCAUAUAUAUAUUGAAUAAAAUAACAAGGUUACAAUAAAUGACAGUACAGAUUCCUAAUAUAAUGCAAUUAGGUCACGAUUGUAAAAUAUAACUCACUAAAGUCCUUAUAUUUCAAAUCAACAGAUGUACUGAUUGAA
Molecule: messenger RNA, 2092 nt
Organism: Haliotis rubra (blacklip abalone)
Lineage: Eukaryota; Metazoa; Mollusca; Gastropoda; Lepetellida; Haliotidae
Exons: 6
Coding region: 324-1484 (386 amino acids)
Source: RefSeq, a predicted model, not a curated record